AUGGUAGUCCGUAUCCAGAUCAGGCCUAGCCGGCGGCUCAUACUCUCCUGUCUUCUUAACCUCCCUAUUGCCAAGGCAGAAAAAGGUGAGAUACUCCCUGAGAUCCACUCCCUGAAGCCCCUUCUCACCCAACGCCUUUGCAAUAUCGGCAUACAUCAUCUCCAUCGUCCUCCUCUGCCACUCGAGGAUCGCCUGAACCGAGCCGCUCUCCGGUAUCCCCUCCGGCCACAUCGGGAUCACAACGUACACCGUGAACCUCUCCCCUGCACGUAUCUUACUAGCAAUCUUGAGCGACAGCUCCUUGGGCACCAGGUGCAGUGCGUUUAUGUCCUCGAUCGUGAUGCUGUCACCAGCCUUUCUCCUCCAGUCGAAGGAGCUCCCUAUGAAAUACUGAUUCUCAAUAUAUAUGAAGUUCCUCGCCCGGCGAAUCGCAUGGAUGUAUGCAUCCUGUAUGCUCCGGUCAAUCACGUUGUCCUUCCCGCUCACGAGCCCCAACGCCGAUGCCUCCUCAGGUUUCUCUGGGAAUCCGGCGGCAGCCCCACCGUCGAUCGAUCGGAAUAUCUGGACGCACCACCUCUCAGGGUCGUCUGGGGAGAUAGCUUCUUCCGGGCGGACAAUAAACCUGUCGAGCUCCACGUCCCAGGCAGCGGGCCCCUCGACCCUGCAGUGGAUGUCGUGCCACGGCUCCCUCGGCCCGCCCUUAGCAACGGACGAGCCCGGGAAGUUUGGCUGAUGGAAAUCGUCCCGGUGGACCGUAUCCAACGUCCGGAAAAGGGAGUGAUCCCUCGUGUCGUAACGCCCGUCGCAAAGGUCGAUCCCACCCAAGAAACUGACGAUGCGCCUCUUCGUCCCUCCCGAGGAGGCCCGUUGGCUGUCGACCACGAUCGUCUUCUGAUGAUGAGUGAACAUGGUCGAAACCUCGAAUCCCUGCAAGAUGCUGGCCCCACCAUCCGGAUUACGAGGGCACAGCACGCACCGCACCCUCGUGCCGUCGAAAAACGCCUUUGUCUCCUGAUCAUGGUCGCCGAGAGUCACAUCGAGGCUCCUCCUCUGCGGGUCCCGCACCAGGGUGAUCCUCGUGUACACAGACCAGCCGGUUAUGUAUAUCAAGUGCUUGGCAUUGGUGAUGGCGUCGAAUAUAUCCUCCCAGCAUCUACCCGGCUUGUAAUACCCCUCCGACUCAAGAUAUUUCGUGAUGCUGUCGUCCGGCACGUGCGCGUCCGGGUAGAGGGUGGCCCGACCGCCGGGCCUCUGCCUGAAGAAGGUGUAAGGCACGCCGGCAAAGGAUGGGGCCUUGAGGCCUCCCGACCAGUUGGUUUCUUGAGUGACCCUGACGUACAGCAGUUUGACGUGGAUCUUGGAGCUUUCGUGGAUGGGAUUGCGGAUGUCCAUCCACCUGUCCACCAUGUGGCCACCCAAGAUUUGUUCCACCGGCAGGUAGGCCCGCCCGAUCAAGGUGGCUCCGAUCGGGUUGUCGUCUUUCACGGUGAAGACGAUGCUGGAGACGGUGUGAGCACAGUAUAUGUGAAAUUCUUCGUACCAACGGGGAUUGGAUGGCUCGUUUUGGAUAACUCGUGUUCUGCCGACUCGGGCCCUUUCUAG
This is a messenger RNA of Striga asiatica, 1602 nucleotides long. NCBI's taxonomy places the organism in Eukaryota, Viridiplantae, Streptophyta, Magnoliopsida, Lamiales, Orobanchaceae. The record is from the annotation of a GenBank genome assembly.